This is a messenger RNA of Nyctereutes procyonoides (raccoon dog), 2294 nucleotides long. It is a transcript of the gene ANAPC10, whose product is annotated as anaphase promoting complex subunit 10. NCBI's taxonomy places the organism in Eukaryota, Metazoa, Chordata, Mammalia, Carnivora, Canidae. The coding region runs from base 246 to 803 and encodes 185 amino acids. Gene Ontology annotation, biological process: anaphase-promoting complex-dependent catabolic process; protein K11-linked ubiquitination. The transcript is spliced from 6 exons. Gene Ontology annotation, cellular component: anaphase-promoting complex. The record is from RefSeq and is a predicted model, not a curated record.
GUUAACGUCUCCGGGAAAGCCGGGCAGUGCUGAGUGGGAGUGGCACGGAGCUGCCGGGUAUCCUAAAAAGCUGGGUUGCGGCGAGCCGCGUCUGUAAGCUAUAAUCGCGUUAUACCUGUCAGAAUGGCUAGAAUCAAAGACAAGAAAUAAAUGUCACCAAUGGUGUUGGAGGAAAAGGAGCCCUUGUGCACUGUUGGGGAGAAUGCAAAUUGGUGCAACCACUGUGGAAAACAUAUAUUUUAAAAAUGACCACACCAAAUAAGACACCUCCUGGUGCUGACCCUAAGCAGUUGGAAAGGACUGGAACAGUACGGGAAAUUGGGUCACAAGCUGUUUGGUCACUCUCAUCUUGCAAACCAGGAUUUGGAGUGGAUCAGUUACGGGAUGAUAAUCUUGAAACUUAUUGGCAAUCAGAUGGCUCCCAACCUCAUUUAGUAAACAUCCAAUUCAGAAGAAAAACAACAGUGAAGACAUUAUGUAUUUAUGCAGACUACAAAUCUGAUGAAAGCUAUACUCCAAGCAAGAUAUCAGUCAGAGUAGGAAAUAAUUUUCACAAUCUUCAAGAAAUUCGGCAACUUGAAUUGGUGGAACCAAGUGGCUGGAUUCAUGUUCCCUUAACUGAUAACCAUAAGAAGCCAACUCGCACAUUCAUGAUACAGAUUGCUGUUCUAGCCAAUCACCAAAAUGGAAGAGACACCCACAUGAGACAAAUUAAAAUAUACACACCAGUGGAAGAGAGCUCCAUUGGUAAAUUUCCUAGAUGUACAACUAUCGAUUUCAUGAUGUAUCGUUCAAUAAGGUGACCUUAACACAGAACAAAAGUCAUUAAACAUAUCAUUGUUUUAUCUCAUCAGUAAAUAUAUCUGGAAUCUUUAUUGAAAAAAGCAUCAGUUAUUUUGCAAUUUUGUAUGCAUCAAAGAGUACUUUAUUGUAACUUUAAUGAGUAAAUUUUGGGUCAUCCUAUUUUUAUUUUCUUUAACAUAUAAUAAAGCUCACAUAUUUUACAUUAUUAAAAAAAGAUUUAAAGCCAAUCAUUAAAUUUUUCAGUAUAUCAAAAGAAAAACAAUUGAACUGAAAAUUUUAAGAGAUACACAAUUUUUUACUAAGUGAUUAUUUCAUACAGUGAACAUGCAUUAGGUAAUAAUUUAUUGCAUGUUUGGGAACAAUAUUUUAUCAAUAGAUACUAUCUUUAAUAGGCCAAAAUUAUUUUUUUUCCUUUCUCUAGAGGAAGCUUAUUUUUUUAAUAUGGUACCUUUUAAAAAACAGUGUCAAAAUACCUUAGCAUUAGGUGUCUUAUGAGAACCAUUCUGAUUUGGAGAAUAUAGGUAAUUAUGACAUAAUUACUUACAUGAAAUACUUUUAAUCCCAGGGUUCUUUAAAUCCUGAUAUUGGGUCAGAGAUUGCUAGUAUCAUCUGCUAUUUAUCCCAGUUCUGCUGCUUAUAGAAGAGUUCAUUUCAAAUUUGUGUCUGACACUGAAGCAUAAUGAGGGAUAAUGAUUCUCCUAAAAAUUUUAAAGGUAUAUAAAAUUGUUCUUUGUAUAUAAAAAUAUUUUAAAGGAACUUAAAUGUGCUUUCUUUCCAUGGUUUAAAAUGAUUAGAUUUGAUUCUGUAUCAAUUUUUCCCCCCAUAUGUCUAUUACUUUUUAGGAGGAUCAUUGUUUAGCUACAAGAGCUUCCACAGAUUGGUUAAUUGAUUCCUUGGUGGUUCUUGCAUUGCUGGGUAGACUGAAGUCUUAAGUAAUAAAGUUUUCGUUCUUUUUUUGUUUUAAUUGAAGUAUAGUUAACAUACAAUGUUCUGUUUGUUUCAAGUGUAUAACAUAGUGAUUUGAUAAUUCUAUAUGUUACUUAGUGCUCCCCAAGAUGAGUGUAGUCACCAUCUAUCACCAAAGUAAUUGACUAUAUUUUCUGUGUUGUACUUUUAAUUUCCACGUUUUAUUUAUUUUAUAACUCUUAAUCCCAUUUGCCUGUUCCACCCAUCCCCCUAACUCCCUUCCCUCUAGCAACCACCAGUUUGUUCUCCAUGUUUGAGAGUUCGUUUGGUUUUGUAGACUACACAUAUAAGUGAAAUCGGAUGGUCUUUGUCUUUCUUUAUUUGAUUUACUUCACUUAGCAUAAUACCCUCUAGGUCCCUCGAUAUCAUGAAUGGCAAGAUCUCAUUUUUUACGGCUGAGUAAUAUUCUAUCAUGUGUAUUUAUAUAGCACAUCUUCUUUGUUCAACUACUGAUGGACACUUUAGGUUGCUUCCUUAUCUUGGCUAUUGUUAAUAAUCAUUCAAUAAACAUAGGGUUGCAUAUA